Messenger RNA from Glycine soja, 1505 nucleotides. Its product is annotated as DNA replication complex GINS protein PSF2. Gene Ontology annotation, biological process: DNA replication; double-strand break repair via break-induced replication. The record is from RefSeq and is a predicted model, not a curated record. NCBI's taxonomy places the organism in Eukaryota, Viridiplantae, Streptophyta, Magnoliopsida, Fabales, Fabaceae. The coding region runs from base 515 to 1147 and encodes 210 amino acids. The transcript has 8 exons. Gene Ontology annotation, cellular component: GINS complex; nucleus.
CUCGUCAAGCCAAUAACAGGUGGCUUCCUUUCCUCCUCUUCUGUUCUUUUAUUCUAGGGUUACAAAGUUUUCCUUCCAUACUUGCCGGCAGCCGUGUGGUCUUGAUAGAGCGACACCGUGCCACCGCGCCACCACCCAACCUUGCAGCCCCAAGUCUGCGUUUCCGCAGAUCCACUGUCCGCACAUAAAGGUGUAUACUCUGCUCAGUUAUAUCAUUUGCUAAUAAUUUUCACUAUCUUUACGACGCCGCCACCGACCCCAAGCCCGCCGUCUGCGCCGCGCACUCCGACGCCGCGGCGGCCCAUCUGAUCAAGAUCAACGGGAGGUUUACUCGUUCGUGUCAAGCUCAAAGGUUGAAACAAACACGAAGGCGCUGAAACAACCCUAAGAAGUAAGAACCAGUGGGCUGCAUUUGUUAACUGGUAUAUUUUAUCCUCCAGAUUUUAUCUCCAUACAGUAGAAGUAAAACAGUAUAUUGUAGCCAUUCGGUUGAGUUCAAAUUGAAAGAGACAAGAUGGCCGGGCAAUCAAACCAUGACCUUUCAUUGUUUUCAGCUGAGGAGCUUGAGUUCAUUGCUGAAGAUGAGAUCGUGGACAUUGUACCCAAUCUCAAAAUGAGUGCUCUCAAUUUCAUUUCUGGAGAUUUUGGCCCAUUUACGCCCCAGAUUGUUACCCAAGUACCACUGUGGUUGGCCACUGCUCUCAAGAAGAGAGGCAAGUGCUCCAUUUGCCCUCCCCAAUGGAUGUCUGUUGAGAAGUUGAGUCAAGUUUUGGAGGCAGAGCGAGACUCUCAAGAGAUGUCAGAUCAAUUGCCAUUUCAUUAUGUGGAAAUCUCAAGACUUCUUUUUGAUCAUGCACGUGACAACAUUCCUGAUGUAUAUAUGGUGAGGUCUCUAAUUGAGGACAUCAGAAAUGUUCGGUUUCAUAAAGUUGAAACUGAUUUGGAAGCAUUUAAUGGUCGUACAAUUGCUGUUAAGAUUAAAAAUUUAUCUGCAAUGGAAGUGAAUAUUGUUCGUCCAUUUAUUGGAAGAGCUUUACAGGCAUUUUAUAAGCAUGAUAGUCCAGAGCUGAUACCAGACCCAGAGAGAGUUUCUGAUAGGCGCCCCCAAGUUAUCAACAAUGCUCCAAGAAGACAACUACGAAGAUAGUCAUUGUCACCUAUUGGUAACAUCUCUUCUAGAAUCAUAAGCAUUUGGCCCGCUUCAAAGGGGCAUCUUUCAUGAGAAAUACUUCACAACUUUCUUUGCUGCUGACUUCAGUGUAAAUGAAUGGCUUGAGACAUGGUCGAAUCUUCAGAAAGUAAUGUUCUCUCAAAAUAUUCUCAUAAUUAUUUGUCAAGAGUCUGAAAAAGCAAAGCACUUCAUGGGAUUAACAUGGCCAUGCCCCCAUAUACUUUAUGUUGUUAAUUCUAUUAGUAGUGUUAAGUAUUUAAUGUCUAUCUUUUGCUUGCUAUUAUAGUGAUUGAGGAUUAAAUACGAAUGCAGGGAGUAUCGGUCAUAUUUUUUA